This is a messenger RNA of Planococcus citri (citrus mealybug), 11389 nucleotides long. RefSeq names its product vacuolar protein sorting 13C (gene Vps13). Lineage: Eukaryota; Metazoa; Arthropoda; Insecta; Hemiptera; Pseudococcidae. Bases 365 to 11044 code for a protein of 3559 amino acids. The transcript is spliced from 60 exons. Gene Ontology annotation, biological process: protein targeting to vacuole; protein retention in Golgi apparatus. Gene Ontology annotation, cellular component: extrinsic component of membrane. The record is from RefSeq and is a predicted model, not a curated record.
UUUGUUUCGCUAAAUGGAAAUUACGUUUCAGUUUUUUUUUUCGAAAUUUACUUGUCAAAUAUAUUUUUCUCCAAAGUAAACUAUCGCAGUAGUAGGUAGUUAUUUCGAUUUUGAAUGUUAAUUGUUUUGUAAGAAGAUGAACAGAUUGUUUCGUAGAGUACGUUGACGUAGUUCAACUUCAAGUAACUCUAGUACUAAGAUUGUGCGAAAUUUUCGCCGCCGCUAGCGUAGUGUUUGCGUUCAUUCCUGGCGGAGUCGAACUGAAAGUACCUCUCUACCUAUGGUCCUAUUUUCACCUACGGAUCGACGCUCGACGCGGUUUGCGAAAUAAGUGUAUGAAAUCUGUUCGAAUUGAUAAUCGAAGAUGGUGUUCGAAUCGAUUGUGGUUGAUAUUCUCAACAAGUUUUUGGGAGAUUACGUUGAAAACCUGGACCGGUCUCAAUUGAAAAUCGGAAUCUGGGGAGGCGACGUUUCGUUGAAGAAUUUAUCUUUAAAGCCUAGCGCGUUGGACGAUUUAAAUUUACCGGUGAAAACUGUUUACGGUCAUCUGGGAAAACUGGUUUUGAAAAUUCCUUGGAAGAAUAUUUACACAGCGCCGGUCGAAGUUUUCGUCGAGAAUUUAUUUCUGCUCGUGAAUCCCAUUCAAGACAUCACGUAUGACGCGGAAAAGGAAGAAAAAUUUCGGCAAGAAGCCAAACAGGCAAUGUUGAGCAAAGUAGAAGAAGCGAAAAAAAAGGAAAAGGAAAAAGAAAAAGGUAAUCAGCAAGCGAACGACACUUUUGUGGAGAAAUUAGCCGCGCAGAUCAUAAAAAACGUUCAAAUAUUCAUCGGCGAUAUUCACGUACGGUACGAAGAUCGCGUCACAAAGCCGGAAAGUCCGUUCUCCAUCGGCAUUUCGCUGCAUACUUUGAAAAUUUACACCACCAACGAGUGUUGCGAAAACUACGUAGUACCGGAAAACGAAUCGCCGUUGUUUUAUAAGAUAAUGGUCAUGGAAGGCCUGACCGUUUAUUGGAAUACCGAUUCGACUUGUUUCGCUAAUACAGAAUGCGACAACGAACUGAUGAAUAAGCUGUUCGUCGAAGGAAUCGCCAGUAAAACUCAUCAAACCGUCGGCUAUAACUACAUUUUGGGCCCUAUCAAUUCGGAUGCCAAAUUACAAGUGAAUUCCAAGCCCGAGCUUUUGAAUUUCAUCACUCCGAAAAUAUUUCUAUCUUUGGUUUUGGAACAACUGCUGUUGAAUUUGCGCAAAUCUCAGUAUCAGGAUUUGAUAGCGCUGUUGGAGCAAUUCGAUCGGAUGACCAAAGCGGCGCCAUUUCGAAAGUACCGACCCGAUUUACGCCAGUACAAGGGACAUUACAAAGAAUGGUGGAGAUUCGCCAUUACGUGUACGUUAGACGACGUGAAACGAAAAUCUCGUAACUGGGAUUGGUCUUGCAUUAAACACCAUCGAGAACUAUGUAAGCAGUACGUUAGCGCGUAUCGUCGCAAACUCACUGAAAAGCCUAGCGAACCGGUUACUAAAACUCUCGAACAACUGGAGCGUGAUUUGGACGCCUUCAAUAUCGUAUUAAUUCGCCAACAAGUCGAAAACGAGGUCGAAAGAGAAGGACGAUUUAGCGCCGAACAGAAGGCAAUGAAGAAGAGUGGCGGUGGCGGUUGGUUCGGCGGUUGGUUUUCGUCCUCGAGUAAGAGCAGCGCGCACGAUCAAGACGAUCAAAAUCUAACCAGCAACAUUGUGAAGCAGUUCGGAAAUGCGAUGACCGAAGAUGAAAAAGAAAAACUGUAUCGCGCCAUCGAUUAUCACGAAAGUUUGAUACCGACCUUGUUUCCGCCGUCGUUCGUGGCUAUCCGUCUGGAAUUUGUGUUGAAAGUUUUGAAAAUCAGAAUUAUCGACGACGACUUUCGAUCGAACGACAACGACAACGGCAACGGCGGCGCCAAUUGCGUCAUGACGGUGCAGUUCAAAGAAGUGCUCGCCUCGAUUAGUCAGAGGCCGGCAGCGCAAUCGUUCGCCUUGUCGCUGACUAUGCAGUCUUUCGAAACGUUGGGAAUGCAACAACGAGGCAUCGUGCCCAAGAUUAUCCGUUCCAAAUUGUCAGCCAGUCACGAAAACGACGACAACGAACGACGAUACUUUUUAAACGUAUUCUUCGAAACGAAUCCGCAAGACGGUCAGUUCGAUCAACGGCUGCACGUCACUUUGCGCCCGUUGAAAGUCGUUUACGACGCGCAGACCGUCAUCAAAAUUCUUCAAGUAUUUACGCCGCAAAACGACAUUACGACGGUGAAGAAUCAGAUACAAGCGGCGGCCAAUACGAAAUUCGAAGAAAUGAAAGAGAGAUCUACCGUCCGGCUUCAGUACGCCAUCGAAAAGAGCGCGAAAUUAGAUUUGAAAGUCGAUUUGAUGGCGCCUUACUUGAUUCUUCCUUUCGGCGGAUUUUACACAAAUAACGAGAUGGCUUUGGUGAUAAAUUUGGGUCGUAUCACGGUCGUUUCGCAAAAUAGGGAUAACGCGAUCGUGAAUGUGAAACGCAUGCUGAAAGAAGGUAGCUCCGAAGAUCAAGUAUUCACCGAGAUGAUGUCCAAGUGCUACGAUUGUUUUAGAAUAUGUUUAGGAGAAGUACAGAUACUGUCGUUGAAAGCCGGUCAAAAAUGGAAACCAUUGAUAGGUGGCGGUGACUGCGACGGCGACGGCAACGACGUCGCAUCCUCGGCAGUUUCGCCCGCCAGCCGCGAUUCGCAUAUUCUUCAGCCGACUAGCGUUUACGUGGAUAUAUACAAAUGCGUGAUCGACGACGAUCCGCGUUUGCCAAAAAUAAAAAUUGACGGUAGCUUGCCGGAUGUGACUGUGAAAAUUACCGAAAAAACGUUAUUGGAAGUGGUAUCGUUGAUCAUCAGUCUUCCUUUACCUAGUCAUUCUGACGAAACGUUAAUCACGGCCGAACACGCGGACGACGGCGGCGACGACGACGACGACGCUUCCACUAUUUACGAUUCGGCCGCUUCGUUGCGGCAGAAACUAGAAUCUCUUAACCGUUUACAAUUUUCCACGCUAAAAAAGUACGGAAAAACGAAAACGACGGCGGCAGGCUCCUCUGCUCGCAGUUUAGAGCAUUCGACAUCGUCCUCCAACAGAAUGCCCGACGUCGAUUACAUUAAUUUGGAAGCGAAUUUCAGUCUGCAAGGUCUCACCGUGUACGUGCAACGCGAAUCGAUGGAAAACGCGCUGAUCGAAGCUUCCGUGAAUACUCUGCAACUGAGCUUCGUUCAGAGAACGUAUUCUUGCGAAAUAUCCGCCAAGCUGGGCAAACUUUCGUUGCUGCAGAACUACAAGGACUCGAUUAUACCGGCCAUCAGUACGCCGGUUGGCGAUGAUCGCUCCUCCCAACAAUAUCUCUUCUUUUGCAAAUUGAUAAUCGCCGAGAAGAAUUCGCCGGUAUUUGAAACGCUUUAUAAUUCGACGGCCGUAAAACUCGCCGUCGAAUUUACCAAACUGUACGCGAUCGCUCAUCAAGACGCCAUUAUGGACACGAUACAAUGGAUCGGAGACCUGCAGGCUCGCGUGUUGGCCAUAUUAUCGAAAGCCGCCAACAGCGGUAACGCCAACGCCGCCCUAAUCGCGUCCGGCGCGACGUCGCAAUCGCGUCCGCAGUAUUCGGCCGCCAAACUGGCCGCCGCUACCAAGAGACGUAAAAGUAGCUCCGGAUCUGCGGUUUCGGUCGCCGUCGAAAAGAAGUCCAGAAAAUUGAAGACCAAAUCCGCGCUCGCCGCCAUCGUCGAAGAUCAACUGUCUGAUUUGACUGGUUCUCAUUCUCACGCGGCAGCGGUGGCUUCGGACGAAUCGUCCGAAGGCGGUACGAUUAUAGAAUUUCAGGUGACCGCUUGCUUGGACGAAAUCCAAGUAUGUUUGCAGACGGCGCGUGGAUCUUUAGCUUCGAUGUACGUGAACGGAUUACAUUUGUCUACUCGAAUCGAUAAAUCGUGUACCGAGAUCGACGUCGACCUACAUUCGAUUAGCGUUUACGAUUUAAACGCCGAAACCAUAUACAAUAAGAUUGCCUAUAUUGUGGAAGGGAAGCGAGCUUUCAAAGCGGUCGUCACGUUGCACAAUGACCAAACGUCGGAUGCGAUUCGUUCGGAGAACGAUUUCGACGUAUCGGUCAAAGUACAGAUGAGCUCGUUACACUGCGUUUUCAUCAACCAAUUCAUCGUAGACGUGCUGCAAUUCGCGAAUAAUUUUCAAAGUAGCAAAAAAAUGCUGGCCGAAGUGUCGGCGGCCGCCGUAGCAUCGGCCAAGAUGAACGUGCAGCAGGUUUAUCAAUCGUCGACCCGCGUGCUUCUAGACGUUUUCGUAGAUGCUCCGGUCAUUACGAUCCCGCGAAAUAGUCGCAGCAGCCAGAUAUUUAUCGUCGAUUUCGGUAAUCUGUCGGUGAAGAACAGGCUGAAAAAACUAGCUAAUACGUCGCCGCCGUCGCAGCACGAGCCUCUCAUCGAUCAAGUUUUCGUCGCGUUGAAGGACAUGAAAAUUAUCAGGACAAAUUACGAACGAACGGAUCCCGAACAUACUGUGUUGAAAGCCGUCAACUAUCAGUUGGUAAUCGAGCGUAAUUUAUCGGUGGCCUGGUUCGACCAAGUAGCCGAUAUCGAUAUUCGCGGCGAGUUUUGUCCCAUACACAUUACGAUCACGGCUCACGAUUACGACGUCGUCAUGAAAACGCUUCAAGAAAACUUGGGCGCUGAAACGCGCGAUACGAGUAACGCAGCCUGCCAAAGAGACGGCCGUCAACAACAGCCGCGCUUUGCCAACGAACAAACGGCGGUAUCAGCAGCAGCAGCAGCAGCAGCCGCAAACGCUAUCGCAGCCGACGAUCAAGAUCCGAUUACGGAAGCGGUCACGGAUUUAACGCAAGCCGACUGUCAUAUAGUUAGCGAUGCGGACGAGCAACGAGUUCGAACGAUGCUGAAAUUCGAAAUGACGCUCGAAAGCGUCACCAUCGAUUUGUACACCAUGUCCAACGACAAAAAAGAUGGUUUAGCGAAAUUCACGGUAUCGUUGUUGUCGGUGACCGGUUCGUUGAUGACGGAUACGCGCCUCGCUGUGCACGCUUCGUUAUCCAAUUGUUGUCUAGACGAUACGCGCUCGUCGAAAAUCGCCAACCCCGUGAAACGAUAUAUGGAAAGGAAAUUGCCCGCGACGUCUGUCGGUUCACCGUCGUCGAUACGCGACUCGUCCGCCGCCGCCGCCGCCGCCGCCGCCGCCGUCACCACUACCGCCAGAAACAUGGUGGAUGUGAUUUUUGAAAAAGACACCAAUCAUACCAACGUGAACGCUCACGUUUAUAGUUUCGUGCUCAUCCUAAAUGUGGAUCACAUAACGAAAAUCCAAGAAUUUUUUUCACCUCAGUCUGUCGGUAAUCCUACCAGCGCGAGCGCUAAUAAAGCCUCGGCGAACGUUAAAAGGCAACCGGAUACAUCCGCCUCGUCGAGCGGCGGAGUCGCCUCGUUGAACGAUCAAAGUGCGGCCGUUUCCGGUCUCGCGUCCAUCAUAUUGUUUAGUUUAGUGCUGGAGAAACCGGAUAUCAUUUUGGUGGAGAAUUUGGACGACAUCGAUACAAACGCUAUUAUUCUCAACAACGAAGCGAAUGUCAAACUUCAAAUCAGCCACGACAAUCGCUUGGCGAUCAACGCGGUUUUGCGUGAUUUACAACUGUACACGUGCUGCUACAAUCCGGAAAAAAGACAUCAAAGCGCGGCGCUGAUUGUUCAUCCGUUGAGUAUCGACGUGAACGGCGCCUCUUCCGAAAAUGGUAAUUUACAUCUGGAUGUGAAUGUGAGCCAAGUAAACGUUUCAAUUACGGCAGGUACGAUCGCGUUGUUGACCAACAUCUCUUCGACUCUUGUGCCGAAGGUGGAAGACGAAUCCGGUAUUAGCGAGUCCAGUCCUCCAGAUUAUUCGGACGUAUGGAAUCAGAAGCCCGUGAAAGAAGGAUAUUGGUUUUUAGAAAUGGAAGAAGCCGAAGAUGCUUUACUCGCCUAUGCGGAUAACACUCCGUCGUCGCCGCUGCCGCUGCCGCUGGUUUCCGCCGAUGCUGCCGCUGCUGCUGCCGCUACCGCUGGAAUACCGAAUGAAAAACGCGUCGAUUUGAUAAUGAUGGCGAUUCCGGUUGUGCGAGUUACUUUAGAAGCUGGCGUCGGAAAGAAAACCAUACCUUUGUUAGCGUUGAAUUCGUCGUUUCGAGCUAGUGUGAGGAAAACUGUCGAACACUUGACGUUAGAGAGCUACAUCAGCUUAGAAAUCGGUUACUACAAUACCCGUUUGGCCAUGUGGGAACCGAUAAUCGAACCGAUCAUUCAACCUUGCGCCGAUUCUUUAAUAAAAGAAAAAUGCGAACCCUGGAAAUUGCAGUUUCAGUGCAAAAUGUUGAAUAAAGCGCCGCCGUCGCAGUCGCAACAAAACGAAGAUUGCUGCGACAAUAACGCGUCGACGGUAGUCGAUUCGACGCUCGUCAAAAUUCCUCCGGUCCAGAAAGAACCGUUACUGUCGUUGCGUUUCAGUUCCGAGGAAAGGAUCGAAGUAACAUUUACGAAAACGUGUAUAGAUGUAGUGAAAACGCUUAGUCAAUCGUUCAACGACGUGGUGCGUGUUAAACAUGACGCGCCGUCAACUUCGUGUUCUAACGUUUCGGCGGUCGCCAUCGACGAAUCGAACGCUGCUGCGGCUGCGGCUGCGGCGGCGGCGGCGGCGAAAGCUCGAUUGGCGCACGAAGUAGAUGGCUCGUCCUGUUAUAUGCUAAUCAACGAAUUCGGCGUCGAUGUGCAACUAUCUUUAACCGAAGAUCAGCCGUUCAAGCUCAUUAGCGUGGACGGCGUAAAUCCGUCCGAGUCAUCGGAAUUAGCAUCAUCGCCGUCGCCAUCGCCAUCGUCGUCUCGUGUAAUCGUACCUCGAGGAUGUACGGUACGGUUGUCGAAGAAAAAACUCGCCGCCGACGUAGACGGUCACGCCAACGCCAACACCAACGACAUCCACGGCGGUGGUAAUCGUCGAAAGGACGAACAACAGCCGUGUUUAUUGGACGAAUUGAAUACGAUUAAGCAGCGAGAUACGGAUUUUCUGCGCGUUACCAUCUUAUGCCGCAAAAAAGAAUUGGCGUUGCCCGUUUGCAGAGCCGACAAACGAUAUUUUGCGGUCAAAUCCGGCGACGGUUUGAACGAAACGUGGGGUUUGAUUUCCGAAGUGGACGUCGUCGAAGGCAGCGUAAUCGUUACCAUUCUUAGCGUAGUUCGCGUUUAUAAUCAUUUCAACGUUGAAAUUGUGGCGUAUUCGAUGAAGAACGACAGACUCGACCGAGUAGGUAAAGUUGGCCCGUCGCAAUAUUUGAACGUGCCCGUCGAAGCGGUGUACAAUACCAAAGGUUAUUUAUUUUUCGCGCCCGAGGGGUAUAGCGUAUCGACCGAGCCGAUCGUUUGGAAAGACCUUCAAAAAACCGUAUCGCUUACCAAGCAAGUGUGCUGUAUUUCGAAAAAUAGCGAAAACGAAGAUCCGUUUUUCAUGCGAAUUUUAGGACAAAUGGAGCAAGUGUACUACGAGAAUACGACGUGUUAUACGGUGGCCAGUACGGCGUACAGUAUACGUCUCAGACCGACGUUGAUUUUCAAAAACUUUUUACCCGUCGAGGUGGUGUGUUGUUUGCAAGGAAUCGCCGCCGAACAUCGUUUGCAACCCGGACAAAAUAUCAACGUUUGCACCGCCGAACCGGAUCAUUCGACCAUCGUGUUGAGGCUGGAUAAUUAUCUGGAUAAGGUGUGGUCGUGCAAAAAGUUGAUCAAGUCGGACGCUCCCAUAUUUUCAGUUUGGACGUUCACGUCGUUCGACAGCGAAAAAGCAUUUUCCUUGAAUUUAGGCGUUUGGUACAGUAAUUGCGACGAUUCGAUGAUUUUCGCCUUGUAUUGUCCAUACUGGAUGGUUAAUAAAAGCGGCUUGAAUUUAUCCUACAAGGGCGUGGAAGACGGCGGCAUGAUUUUACAUCAUCCAGCCUCUUUCGAAGAACCCAUAUUGUUCUCGUUCAAAGAAAAGUCCUUCUUCAGCAAAAAGAAAGCUUGCGUCAGAGUCGGCGACGGCGAAUGGUCGGAUAAAUUUUCGAUGGAUGUUGCCGGCAACUCGGGAUCGGUUUCUUGUUCGUAUUCGCAACGCAUUUACCAGUUGGGAGUUUACAUCAGACUUAAUUACAACACGCUGACCAAACAAGUGAUAUUUUCGCCGUUCUUCACCGUAGCGAACAACUGCCCGGUUGCGGUGGAAUUGCGAGAGAGUCGAAUUCGAAACGCCGAUUGGAUACGGGUGGAAAGCGGAGCCUGCAUUCCGUUCUGGCCGAUCGCCAAAGAAGAUAACGACAAAGUGCUAGAGCUCAGGAUUGCCGAUACCAUUCAAGUGACCGCGUCCUUUUCGUACUUGAAAAUCCGAACUCAUACCUUGAAACUGUACAAUUCGUUGGGCGGACUACAAGCCGACGUUCAAGUUAACGAAGGUGGCGUGUACUUGGCCAUCGCUUCGUUCCAACCUAAAAUGGCCACCGCUCUCAUCAUCAACGAUACCGAUUCGAGUUUGGAAUGCGCCGAAAUCGACGUGAAAGCCAACACCAACGCCAACGCCAACGCCAUCACGUACGAUCGAAACGGCAGCCGAUUGGAAAACUGCGGAAAUGAAAUCGUAUCUCUGAAAGCCAAACAUCAACUGUUAUUCAAUUGGUCGGCAGCGAACAUGGAUAACCCGGCUCUGAUAACCAACGCCAGCGCUUCGCAUAUCGAUCUGCGGACGGACGGUAUCGGCGAACUGCGCAAAUUAGAUGCUGUCCAAAGUGAGGGCGACAAAAAGUACUGGAUUUCGUUUUUGAACGGAAUGCAACGCGUUUUGUUGUUCACCAGCGAUCCGUACGUGGUGAAAGAGAUCGAAGCGGUCGCCGAUUUCGAACAGACUCAGCAAGAAAUACAGUUAGAUCUCAAAGGUAUCGGAUUUUCGUUGGUCAACAACAUUUCCAGACAAGAACUGUUGUACGUCAGCGUUUCCAGCUCGGCGGUUGUUUGGGAAGUACAGAAACAGAGCGGCAAAAGAUUUAAACCAGCCAACGAUCAGUUGAAUAAACGAUUAGAAGAGGCCUUCGUGAAAUAUCGCAAUGCGCUACGUAUGGCGGAGAACGACGACAGCGUCGCCACCGCCGCCGCCGCCACUGCCGAUGUCGAGAUCGUGCUCGCAAAAGAUUCCACCAUAACGGUGAACUUUGGCGACGGCUAUAUUAUUAAGCCGAGCGUGAAAAAAAUACGGCGAACGUAUAACAACGGUUUAUGGUUGCAAAUCAGAUCGUCAGAACGCUAUAAACAGGUUCACGCCAAAAUAAAUCGUUUGCAAGUCGAUAAUCAAAUUUACGAUUGCGUUUUUCCGGUAAUAUUUUCGCCUAUACCUCCGCCGAAAAGCAUGGCCAAUACCAGCGACGAAAGCACCAGCUCCGCUCGCGAAAGACCUUUCGCCGAACUAAGUAUAGUGCAAAGAGUGGACGAAAACGCAGCCGGAGCUGUCAAGCAGUUCAAAUAUUUCAAAGUGCUCGUGCAAGAAUUCCACGUUAAAAUAGAUAUCGGCUUCGUUAACGCUUUGGUGAAAUUUUUGGAAGCCGACUGCGUUACCGAUGACGAAGAGCUAGCGCAGUUUCAAACCGACCAGAAUGUGUAUAAGGAACCGUUAGGCGUUCAUAUUUCUUCGGUCACUAGUCAAGAUUUUUACGACCUGCUUCAUUUCUCUCCGUUGAAAAUACACGUUAGUUUUUCGUUGUGCGGUGAAAAUCCGAACGACGGUAGUCCGCAGCAAGGCUUGCCCAUAGUCAACCUGCUCACGCAAAGCGUAGGCGUCACAUUGACGGACGUUAACGACGUCGUAUUCAGGUUAGCGUAUUUCGAAAGAAAACACAACUUCUACUCGCAAUCUCAACUUAUGACCGAAGUGAAAACGCACUAUAUCGGCCAGUUUGUCAAGCAACUGUACGUCUUGGUAUUGGGCUUGGAUGUGUUGGGUAAUCCGUUUGGUUUAGUAACCGGUUUCAAGCAGGGAGUCGAAGAUUUCUUUUACGAACCUUUUCAGGGAGCCAUUCAAGGUCCUAGCGAAUUCGCCGAAGGAGUUUUACUCGGCGUUCGCAGUUUGUUUGGGCAUACGGUUGGCGGAGCUGCGGGAGCUGUCGGCAGAAUUACCGGCGCAAUGGGGAAAGGUAUCGCCGCUUUAACAUUGGACGAAGAAUACCAGAAAAAAAGACGCCAAAGGCUGGCGCAGCAACAAACUAGCUUCGCGGAAGGCGGUCGUGGAUUAGUAAUGGGAGUUGUCGAAGGCGUCGGCGGAGUGAUUAGUAAACCGAUAUCGGGAGCGAAAGAAGAAGGCGUCGAAGGAUUUGUGAAAGGAGUCGGCAAGGGUAUGGUUGGUUUAUUCAUGCGUCCGGCGUCCGGUGUUGUGGAUUUCGCUAGCGGUACCGUCGACGUAGUCAGAAGAGUAACUACGUUUUCCGAAGAAGUCAGUCGAUACAGGUUACCUCGUUAUUUCAAGGAAAACGGUCUAGUUGUCCCGUAUUCGCAAAAAGACGCCCAAGGCAUCAAAUUACUAUUGAACACGGAAAAAGGAAAGUUUACGAGCACCGACAAUUACGUGUUCCACUUACCGAUGGCCGAUAGUAAUCAACCCGAUAAAGAAGUUCUUUUGGUUACGAAUAACCGAGUUAUAUAUCUAGUCAAAUCGAGCGAUAUAUUCAGCGACAACAUCAAAAUCGAAUGGCAAUAUACGUGGAACGAAAUUAAAGAAGACGGUAUCGCGGAAAGCGAAUACGGAGUUAGCAUCAGAGUGGAUUCGGGCGAUAGCAGGAGGCCAGUCUCCUCUCCUGUCGGCGCUAUCGGAUCACUUUUCAAGAGGACCUCCAAAGGAAAAAUUUUGAUCGUAUCUGAUAAACAUCUGCGCGUAUGGUUGAUCGCUACGAUGAAAGAGUUGGUGAAAAAAGCGCAUCGAUCUCUAUAGUGGAGCGCGUGCGAUGGCCACACAUUGUAACCAUGUCGCGGACUGCGGACACGUUUUUCAAGCCAUCCGACAUUUUGAACGGCUUUCCAUAUUUGCUCGCCGGAUUACCGUCUUACCCUUAUUACACUUCCACUAAUUCACGUCUUCUUUAAAAAACUAACCUACGGCCCUUUUUUAUUUUAUUUAUUUAAUGUCGCAUCGUUUAUAUGUAUUUACUCCUUGUUUUGAGAACACAAAUUGAUGAUCAUUGUUACCCGUUAAGUGUUCUAAAUCGAAAAUGCGAUUCAAUUUUUUCAUUUUUAUGUUUUUCAUAUAUCAAAUACAGUAUGUUAACAAGUCACAAUA